Polychytrium aggregatum is the source of this 1703-nucleotide messenger RNA. Its product is annotated as kinase-like domain-containing protein. The record is from RefSeq and is a predicted model, not a curated record. The transcript has a single exon. Lineage: Eukaryota; Fungi; Chytridiomycota; Chytridiomycetes; Polychytriales. Gene Ontology annotation, biological process: protein phosphorylation. Gene Ontology annotation, molecular function: protein kinase activity; ATP binding; protein binding. The coding region runs from base 7 to 1608 and encodes 533 amino acids.
CCCUUCAUGGUCUCGCCGUUCAUGCCCAAUGGCACUCUCCGCAGCUUCGUCUCCGACCCAGACAAUGUUCGGCCCCUCGACGACAAACUCCGGCUGCUCCUCCAAGUCGCCGCUGGCAUGGCCUACCUCCACGACAAGCGCAUCGUCCACGGCGAUCUCAAGACCCAAAACGUCCUGAUCGAUCCGGCAUUCAAUGCCGUGGUCUCUGACUUUGGCAUGGCUCGUGUCAAGCACACUGCGGCCACCGCCAACCGCACCAGAGCCGCUAACCAACACAGCGCCGGAGGUACACUCGAUUACAUGGCGCCUGAGAUGCUGGAUGACGACAAUCCGUCCGACUCGACCAAGCAGACCGACGUCUAUGCCUUUGGCAUUACCAUGUACGAGGUCUUGAACGACGGCAGGACUAUCUGGGUCACCGGGAACGGCCAGCCGAUGAGGGAUGUGGUUGUGAUGCGUCAACUCUUUCUUGGAAAUCGCCCCAAGCGACCCGGCAACAUCUCGGACGCACUGUGGGACGUUGUCGAGCAAUGCUGGCACCAAGAUCCCUCUCUGCGCCCCUCGUUCCCAGAGAUUGCUGUCCUUCUCGAGGCCUUGAUCGAUCCCAUGCCUUCGAACAGCGGCAAUGGCGUUGGCUGCAUGGCUGCUUCGACACCGGCAGAAUCCGAGCACCCCAUCACCCAUGAUGACAACGGGCCUAGCCUCGCCACGUUGGACAACUUGGGCAUCCCGGAUCCCACCCUCGUACUUGCCAAGCAAGGGGACCCUAUCGCCUGUCUCCAAGCUGCCCGGCUGGUGCGUGGCGAGCUGGGCGAGACCGGCGAUGACGAUAGACUGGCCGCCCAGCUGCUCAAGGCGAGUGCCGACGGCGGCAAUUUGGAAGCGACCCUCGAAGUGGGCUGGCUAUACCUGACCGGCCACCAUGUCGAGCAAAACGACGGAACGGCAUUUGCAUUCUGGCAGAAGGCCCUCGACCACUCGACCGAUCCCGCCCAUCGGACCCUUGCUGCGUACAUGCUCGGCUGGCUGCACUAUCUCGGCCGUGGGACGGGCCAGGACAAGCAGAUGGGCGUCCACCUCAUGGAACACAGCAAGUCCGACGGCUUUGGCCUCGGAGAACUCGAGUCCCUGGCGAGCUGGCCCUUGACUGGGUAUGAGUAUGCGUCCACUCGGCUGUCCUCCACCACUUCGCACUCGGCUGCAGCACAUCAACUCUUAAGGAACUGCGAGGUUGGAUCCAAGCAAGACUGGCUAUGCAAGCACAUCCUGGCCAUAUGCUACGUCUUUGGAUUCGGAACCAACCGGAGCCAGAAGCGCGCCGUGAAGAUCUUUGAAGAGCUCGCCAAGACAGGGCACAGUGACAGUCGGGUGUGGGCGGGCAGGUGCUAUUACGAGGGCUGGGGGGUUUCCAAGAACCAACGCAAGGCAUUUUUGUCGUGGACGGCCGCGGCGGAGCAGGGAAAUGCGUCUGCAAUGUUCCUGGUCGGUUCUUGUCUCCAUUGGGGGCUGGGAACUGAAAGGGAUUAUGGCCAAGCACUCGAGUGGUACCGCAGAUCAGCCGAGCAAGGAUGCAGACUCGGCCAGCACGAGCUCGACCAGCUGGAAUGAGUAUCGAGGCGGUAUGAGCUAAAUACAUCCACUCGCACCGAGGUGCUGGAGCUACCGAGAAUGGCAAAUGCAUGUUGUUUUUCGUUCACAAAGGC